Messenger RNA from Guillardia theta CCMP2712, 783 nucleotides. RefSeq lists its product as hypothetical. The transcript has a single exon. Lineage: Eukaryota; Cryptophyceae; Pyrenomonadales; Geminigeraceae. The coding region runs from base 1 to 783 and encodes 260 amino acids. The record is from RefSeq and is a predicted model, not a curated record.
AUGGACGCUACAACGGAGAGAAGAUUCGUUGUCGGAACUGAUGCUGGGAUCAAGAAGGCAAACGUCCCUGCUCUGCGACUGGUAUCGCGGGACAGAUCUCUGAGCCUUUCGGAGGCAGCGAAGAAGCAGCUGCAGGCUCUUGGCGCAAUCGACGACUUUGAGGGCAACGUGAAUAUCGAGUCUCCUUUUGAUCUCAACGUCGACCACCGCAAGCGCAAAACGUUCAAGGACGAGGACGAAAUGGCUUCCUGGAUACAGGACAUGUUUCUAGGAUAUAGGUCUCCGAACACAUCUCCCAGGCGUUAUUUGCACCAUCUCGAUCACCCCUCGGUGAAGUCCAGCGCAGAAAACCAUACAAGGAGAACGGGAAAGGCUGGAAGAGAAGAAAAAUCUUCUUCAAACGAUAUGUUUAGCGCUCCCGUGGCUGAAAUUUUGAAAGGAACCCUGGAGAUCCGUGACUCGAUCGAGGCGGACAGGGGGAUGAAGGUGCACUGUUCCCUCACCGCCGACGGCCUCCAGAUCUCUUCGGCUGAAGAAGCGAAAGAGAUGGGAAACUUGAAACUAGAAGAAACAUUCGUGACGGUCUUUGAAGAGCAUGAAUGCCUGUUCAUGCUCGGGACUAGGAGGUCCUCAUUGCUUUCGAAGAACAAGACCCAGGAGAAGGACUGGAUCUUCUUCGCGUGCGCCAACGAGCUUGAGAAGAAGGCAUGGGUCAGGAACUUGCAAAACAGCGGAUCAAGACUUUAUCGAGGAAAUGCAAAGGACAUGUCUCGGAUCAAGUAG